AUGGGAAAGAGGAAAGGGGAAACCUCAAGGGGAAACAAAGCUGGGAAUGGAUGGAAGAUUAUAUGGGGUUUAAAUGUCCCAAAUGUGGUGAAGCAUUUCUUGUGGAGGGUAGCUCUUAACUUGUUGCCUACAAACAAAAUCUGUACAAAAAACAGAUCAACGAAUCUGAUAAAUGUCCAAUAUGUGAGACGGAACCUGAAUCAACAAUGCAUGUCGUGUGGAGCUGCCCAGCUGCCUCAGAUGUGUGGUCUGAAGGGACUAGCUGAAUACAAGAUGGCCCAGGACCAACUACAGACAAACCAGGUGAGAAGCAAUGCUAAUAAGAGUGUGACUAAAUGGGAAAAACCAGGUGGAUUAGUGAUAAAAGCAAACUGGGAUGCUGCCGUGGAUGCAAAGAACAAAUGCGUGAGAAUUGGAGUGGUUGUCAGGGACUCAAAUGGGGAGAUUCUUGCUUGCCUCUGCUCAAGAUUUGCUCAUAACAGCAACUCGUAUGUAGCUGAAGCUCUAGGAUUAAGGAAGGCAGUAACCUCUUGUAGUGAAAUGGGAUUUUCAGAUGUAGUGUUGGAAGGGGACUCUUUAAUAAUAGUGAAUGCUACUAAGAGUGGGGAAGAAACAGGGGCUGAAUAUGGUUGUAUCAUUGAUGAUGUGAGGAGAAUUAUGAAUGGGAGAUUGAGUUGGGAUGUUCGGUUUGUGUAUAGAGAGGCUAACACACUGCACACAAACUAG
Molecule: messenger RNA, 726 nt
Organism: Juglans regia (Persian walnut)
Lineage: Eukaryota; Viridiplantae; Streptophyta; Magnoliopsida; Fagales; Juglandaceae
Exons: 2
Coding region: 1-726 (241 amino acids)
Molecular function (GO): RNA-DNA hybrid ribonuclease activity; nucleic acid binding
Source: RefSeq, a predicted model, not a curated record